CGCGGCCGUUGGCGCUGAGGGGGUGCGCGCGGUGGGCGCGCGAGGCGGAGGGGAAGGGUGAGAGUGAGGGUCAGGGUGAAGUGACGGUGCUCGCGGAUCGGGCGCCUUCUCCUCCACAGCGGCGCGGAGCGUAACAGACAGAAGGAGUGCAGAAGCUGAAAGUAUGGAGAUGUAGUUGUUGAAGAUCCUCUUCACAAAAAGGAGGAGCUACAUGUGACAGCAGCUGCCAUUUUUUGAGGACAUGUCCCAUCUUGCCAGGUGUCUUUUUCACAUAACAGUAUAUUUUCUUCAUCACCACGACAACGCACUUCACUCCAGAAUACAGGAAUAAGGCCUAAUCCAGCAAAGGAUUUCCCAAGAUAGUGGUGGAAGAACUUAGUCAUGUACACACAGCAAAACACACAAGAGGAUUGUUAAAGAAAGUCAGCGUGAAAUAUGGAUUAGAUACAUUCCCAGACAGACAGCACAGAGGACAGGGGAGACAGGAGGAAGCGGUGAAGACACCAAAAAUCAGAUGAAAAGAGCUUCGAAGAUUCUUCUCCCCCCCAGCGGAAGUUUCUAAAGGAAGAGAUGAAAGCAGAGCGCGAAGGUUAACCUGCGAAUAGCCACACAGGACAUUGGAACUGGACAUAAGGGAUGUACUUUAGGAAAACCGCCCGGGUGCUUAAGCGGUCCCGACUGUGACAGGGCCCGAGUGCAGCGCAGCGCCUGCGGGGAGCCGAGCAUUGCUGGCACACAGAGCGGGCAGACAGACACACACACAGACAGACACACAGAGACACACGCACACACACACACACUGCUGGCACACACACACACACACACACACAGCGGGCACGGCCCGGCUGCCGGCGGCGUUUCCCGGCGGGAAUAGCGCGCGCGGAAGUGACGCGCGGGCGGGAAGCGGCGGCGGGAGCGGGGCCGGGGCUGGUGCCGGUGCCGGCCAUGAACAGCCGGCUGCAGGAGAUCCGGGAGCGGCAGAAGCUCCGCCGCCAGCUCCUGGCGCAGCAGCUGGGGGCCGAGAACGCCGACAGCAUCGGCGCCGUGCUCAACAGCAAGGAUGAGCAGCGGGAGAUCGCGGAAACCAGGGAGACCUGCAGGGCUGCUUAUGAUACCUCUGCACCAAAUGCAAAACGUAAAUAUCCAGAUGAGGGAGAAGCUGAUGAGGAAGAGAUUGAAGAAUAUAAGGAUGAAGUAGAGCUGCAGCAAGAUGAAGAAAACCUGCCCUAUGAAGAAGAGAUUUACAAAGAUUCCAGUACCUUUCUUAAGGGCACUCAGAGCUUAAAUCCACACAACGAUUACUGCCAGCACUUUGUGGAUACAGGACACAGACCCCAGAACUUCAUCAGAGAUGUUGGCUUAGCAGAUAGGUUUGAAGAAUAUCCAAAACUUAGAGAGCUCAUCAGAUUGAAGGAUGAGCUGAUAUCUAAAUCUAACACUCCUCCCAUGUAUUUGCAAGCAGACUUGGAAGCCUUUGAUAUUAGGGAAUUGAAGUCCAAAUUUGAUGUGAUUCUCCUGGAGCCACCAUUGGAGGAAUAUUACCGAGAGACUGGCAUUACUGCCAAUGAAAAAUGCUGGACCUGGGAUGAUAUCAUGAAACUGGAAAUUGAAGAAAUUGCAGCCCCAAGGUCAUUUGUGUUUCUGUGGUGUGGCUCAGGCGAGGGUCUGGAUCUCGGCCGAGUGUGUCUGCGCAAAUGGGGUUACAGAAGAUGUGAGGACAUUUGCUGGAUUAAAACAAAUAAGAACAACCCUGGCAAGACCAAGACUCUAGACCCUAAGGCUGUCUUCCAAAGAACCAAGGAGCACUGCCUCAUGGGCAUCAAGGGCACCGUGCGCCGCAGCACCGACGGCGACUUCAUCCACGCCAACGUGGACAUCGACCUCAUCAUCACCGAGGAGCCUGAGAUCGGCAACAUUGAGAAACCCGUGGAGAUUUUCCACAUCAUUGAGCAUUUCUGCCUCGGGCGACGGCGGCUUCACCUCUUUGGGAGGGACAGCACGAUUCGACCAGGUUGGCUGACGGUGGGACCCACCCUCACAAACAGCAACUUCAACGCAGAAACGUAUUCCUCGUAUUUCACGGCUCCCAAUUCCCACCUGACCGGCUGCACCGAGGAGAUCGAGAGGCUGCGGCCCAAGUCCCCGCCGCCCAAGUCCAAGUCUGACCGGGGCGGGGGAGCUCCCAGGGGAGGAGGAAGAGGAGGGACUUCGGCAGGACGGGGAGAAAGGGGCAGGGAGAGGAACAGGACCAACUUCCGCGGUGAGCGGGGCGGCUUCAGAGGGGGCCGUGGAGGGACCCAUCGAGGGGGAUUCCCAACCCGCUGAGGAGGUGACGGCUGCUUCCCCCGGCCCACGCCUCGGAAUCUUGUCUGUAGUCUUGUUUUUCCUACAGUGAAUUCCUCUGGGGACUCAAGGCAGAUGACUUUUACAAUUGUCUUGGUGCACGCCGUUGCAGACAGUCGGCCUUGCAGGUGUGGCACAGCCCCUCGCCCGGCCACGUCCUGCACAGGCAGCACUGAACUCAGAGCAGAGAGCACCAGCCCUUCACACCACGGGUAGGAUGGAAGUGACCCCCUUGCUCACCCCUUAGGAACCUUGCAAUGUGGAGACUGCUUUUUCAACUGCAUUUUCUCCUAAACACGGAUUCCUCCUCCAUCUUUGGAGGUUUGGGUUUGGACUGGAUUGCAUUAAUACGGUGGAGCGGGCACAAAAUGCAGUUCUGAAUUGCAUGGUCACAGCAGACUUGCUGUCCUAUGGAAGAAAAAGUGCUGUGUCUGUAUUGACACCUAUUUUAACUUCUCUGAAACCAAGAAGCAAAUGAAAUAAAUAGAAUUCUAUUUUUUCUUAUUUGGUUUAAACUUCCCAAAUUAUUCCUGGGAAUAGGAAAAGGUUAAUUUUUAAUUUGUGGUAUAUCUGCACUCGCCUGUGGUGUCAGUGGUGGGGAGUGUGGCAGUUCUGUGCAGCUGUGUGUCGUCCUUCCUGCAGAGCACCAAGUUGUGCAUUUCUGUACAGCCCAGAAGUUGUGCACAGGCCUGGGUUGCUCCUGGGGUGGGAAUUUUCCCCAGCGUGUGUCUGUAGCACCUUUGUUCCCCGGAGGGAGGGAGGAGCAGCAGCGUCACUGCAGAGCGAGGACUGCACACGGAGCGGUGUGAGCCUGUGGAACACGGCUGGAACUGAGCGCUGCCUCUGCCUGAGGGUGGGCACACAUUUGGGAAGGGCUGUUGCUGAUCCAGUGCAGUGUGGAAGGACACUGACCCCCUUCCCUAGGUACAAUGUCUGUUUUUAGCAGAACCACAGCUCUGAGCUUCUCGUGUGGUUCUUGGUAGGCUGAACAAACCCGGCUUUUGAUGUCUCAAGGUCUGAGGUGUGGGUUUUGGAAAAUUGGCGUUCAAGUCUCAGUGUUGCUCUCAAAACCCAGCUUUUAAAUGACUGUCCUGUAAAGUAGCAGAUUAUUAAACAUGUUUA
Messenger RNA from Parus major (Great Tit), 3465 nucleotides. RefSeq names its product methyltransferase like 14 (gene METTL14). Gene Ontology annotation, cellular component: RNA N6-methyladenosine methyltransferase complex; nucleus. The record is from RefSeq and is a predicted model, not a curated record. Lineage: Eukaryota; Metazoa; Chordata; Aves; Passeriformes; Paridae. Bases 946 to 2325 code for a protein of 459 amino acids. Gene Ontology annotation, molecular function: mRNA binding. The transcript is spliced from 15 exons.